AUGGACGGAUAUAAUCAUCGAUCGAAGCGCCGUCGUCUGGAUCCGUCUCCGGUGCGGCCGAAUGGCUUCAUCAAGUCGCCUACCGAUACCUCGUCCGACGAGCUGGCUGCGGGCUCCGAACACGAUGAGGCCGAGCGCCGUCGCGCCAGUUGGUCUAUCCAGAAAGUCGUGCCUCCCAAGCGUCCCUACCGGCGAUCGCGCAGCUACAGCGGCUCCGAGAGCCCGGACGAACUGACCAUGGAUGCGGAAGAUUACUGGCGCUCGCGCGGUCGCGGUCGCAAGUCGCCCUCGGAGGUAAGUGCGGAGCCGACGUCGGAGCAGUACCCGGAUGACGGCGAGGGCGAGGGCGACAGGGAGGAUGCGGUGGAGGACGAGGAAGUGGGGGAGGCGGAGGAUGAGGAUGCCGGAGCGGAAGGGGACGUAGAAUACGUGGAAAUCGAAGACGUGGAGGAAAUCCCCGCAGACGUUGAAGAGCCUGAAGCUGCGGCUGCGGACGACGCCGACGCCGCGCCCGAACAGCCAUAUUCAGAUCGAUCUCCCACGCCCGUCCCUCCACCUCCGCCGCCGCCGCCUCCCAAGCCCGACAAGUUGAAUUACCAGCAGAAGUUCUUACUCCGGGGUCACCUCCGCGGAGUCUCGGCGGUGCAGUUCUCUCCGGAUGCCUCCAUGAUCGCCAGUGGGGGUGCCGACGGAGCGGUCAAGGUCUGGGAUACGCAGAGCGGCCGACUGAUCCAUACCUUUGAAGGCCAUCUUGCGGGGGUGUCGACGAUCUCGUGGGGGCCUGACGGCGCGACCAUCGCAUCGGGCUCGGACGACAAAACCAUUCGUCUGUGGAAUGUGCAGACGGGCAAAGCGCAUCCCAUCCCCUUCGUCGGCCACCACAACUACGUAUACCAAAUCGCAUUCUCCCCCAAAGGCAACAUGCUGGCCAGCGGCUCCUACGACGAGGCGGUGUUUCUCUGGGACGUACGGUCGGCCAGCGUGAUGCGAUCGCUGCCGGCGCAUUCGGACCCGGUGGGCGGCAUCGACGUGGUGUGGGACGGGACGCUGGUAGCCUCGUGCGCUACGGACGGGUUGAUCCGUAUCUGGGACACAGCGACGGGUCAGUGUCUGCGGACGCUGGUGCACGAGGACAACCCGCCGGUGACGGCGGUCAAAUUCUCGCCCAACGGCAAGUACGUGCUGGCGUGGACGCUGGACGACUGCGUGCGGCUGUGGAACUACGUGGAGGGACGCUGCAUCAAGACCUACCAGGGACACAGCAAUCGGAAAUACAGCCUGUCGGGGGGCUUUGGCCUGUACGGGGCCCCCGGCGCACCGCCCGAGGCGUUUGCGGUCAGCGGCAGCGAGGACGGCGCGGUGCUCUGCUGGGACGUGGUGAACAAGAAGAUCCUGCAGCGCAUCGAGGGCCACACCGGGGUGGUGCUGGGGGUGGACACGGCGUCGCUCGGGGAGCAGCGGUUGAUGGUCAGCUGCGGUAUUGACGGGUUGGUGCGGGUGUACGAAGAACGCGAGGAUGAAGACGAGGACCCAGAGAAGGGCCAAGAGAAGGACGCAGGCGCAAGCGCAGAGCCACAACCAAACGGGACGGGAGAAGCCACUGCCGACCCAGAGCCUCAGGCCGACAUAGAACCUGAGGCAUCGGCACGCGAGCCUGAGGCCGAAGCCGUGGUCAACGAAGCCCUAACCAACGGAGUCACUCCGACCGGCGCUUCGGACGCAGAACCGCAGGAUACGGAGAUGGGCGAGGCGGACACUCCUGGCGGGUAA
This is a messenger RNA of Aspergillus affinis, 1770 nucleotides long. RefSeq names its product WD40 repeat-like protein. Lineage: Eukaryota; Fungi; Ascomycota; Eurotiomycetes; Eurotiales; Aspergillaceae. The record is from RefSeq and is a predicted model, not a curated record. The coding region runs from base 1 to 1770 and encodes 589 amino acids. Gene Ontology annotation, molecular function: histone binding. The transcript is spliced from 3 exons. Gene Ontology annotation, cellular component: Set1C/COMPASS complex.